CAAGGAGAUAUCUCACAACUUCGAAAGCCUUCAGGUUUACAUAUCACACUCACAACCAUCAACUCUUCAUAUAUCCCUGAAUACUAAGUACGUACUGAUAAAAUUAUUAGAUCAUCAGAAAUGUCAACAGAAAGCAUAUCAAGUUCCAACUGGGCUCUCUUGGAAUCGAUUCGUCAGCAUCUACUACACGAUGAUUUUGAAACCCAGGAGACAUUUUUGGCCGAUGUAGCUGAGUUUGAUGCACCAUUGCUUAGUUCUCCAAGUACUCCAAGCUCUAGCAAUGCUCAUUUUCUUGUCGAGGGUUUGGGUGACACAAUGGGAAUAAUGAACCAUGCUUUGGACACAUCAAAUAACUUCGAGGUGGCAGCGUGUGUUGUUCAAGUCCCACAGAGGGGAUGGAAUUUUAGGGGAGUGAGGCGACGACCCUGGGGUAAGUACGCAGCUGAGAUAAGAGACCCAAAGAAGAACGGGGCGAGAAUCUGGCUCGGAACCUAUGAGACGGCAGAGGAUGCCGGCUUGGCAUAUGACCGAGCCGCUUUUAAAAUGCGUGGCUCCAAGGCUAAGCUUAAUUUUCCUCACCUCAUUGGCACGCAUGAUUCGGAGCCGGGUCGUGUGGCUUCUAAGCGUUGCGCACUGGAGCCAUCAUCUUCGUCUGUAUUAUCGUCGGAUGGUGGAGGAUCACCAACGCUUAAGAGGAAAAGGAAUGUAGUUUGCUCGGUGGCAAAAGCCAAGUUGGAAGAAGGAGAUGAACCAUUUCAAGUGUUCCAACUGGAAUCUUUCUCACUUGGCAGCCACCUAUUGCUUAACUGAGUUGUAUAUUUAACGAUCUUUUCGCCAUCGACGUAGAUUAUUAUUUCCUCUUGUUUUUUUUUCUCAUUGUAGUUUGUGAGAUGCUAGAUGUAAUUUGUGCCAAACAUAAUCGAUAAUUUUGUACACCACGGUUCA
Molecule: messenger RNA, 945 nt
Organism: Pyrus x bretschneideri (Chinese white pear)
Lineage: Eukaryota; Viridiplantae; Streptophyta; Magnoliopsida; Rosales; Rosaceae
Product: ethylene-responsive transcription factor 2-like
Exons: 1
Coding region: 121-810 (229 amino acids)
Biological process (GO): regulation of DNA-templated transcription; ethylene-activated signaling pathway
Molecular function (GO): DNA binding; DNA-binding transcription factor activity
Source: RefSeq, a predicted model, not a curated record